CCGUCCUCUCGGAGGCUCCCCUGGUUGACCGCCUCCGCCUGCUCCCGGUAUAAGCGUGGCCCGGACGAGUCCUGGCAUCGCACGGACCCCCAGUCUCUCUCGCUCCGCACCAUGGACGCCCGCCUGGCCAUCCUCCUCGUCCUCUUCCUCGCGGCCGCGGCGUCCUCGCCGCUGGCCUCCGCGCAGCUCGACAGAGAGUUCUACAAGACGUCGUGUCCGGACGCCGAGAAGGUCAUCUUCGACAUCGUCCAGAAGCGGUUCAAGGCGGACCCCGGCACCGCCGCCGGCCUCCUCCGCCUCGUCUUCCACGACUGCUUCGCAAACGGCUGCGACGCGUCCAUCCUGAUCGACCCGCUGUCGAACCAGGCCUCCGAGAAGGAGGCGGGCCCGAACGUCUCCGUCAGGGGCUACGAUGUCAUCGAAGAGAUCAAGACGGAGCUGGAGAAGAAGUGCCCGAACGUGGUCUCCUGCGCGGACAUCGUCACGACCAGCGCCCGGGACGCGGUGCGCCUGACGGGCGGCCCCGCCUACGAGGUGCCCAUGGGCCGGCGCGACUCGCUCACGUCCAACCGCGAGGACGCCGACAACCUGCCGGGGCCCGACAUCGCGGUGCCCAAGCUCAUCGACGAGUUCUCCAAGCAGGGCUUCAGCCUCGAGGAGAUGGUCGUGAUGCUCGCCGGCGGCCACUCCAUCGGCAUCUGCAGGUGCUUCUUCAUCGAGACCGACGCCGCGCCCAUCGACCCGGAGUUCAAGAAGAACAUCACCUCGGCUUGCGACGGCAAGGACUCGGGCAACGUCCCCAUGGACUUCGUCUCGCCCAACACCUUCGACUCGAGCUACUUCGGCCUAGCUCUGGCCAAGAAGAUGCCGCUGACCAUCGACCGGCUCUUGGGGAUGGACGCGAAGACGGAGCCCGUGCUCAAGUCCAUGGAGGCAAAGCCCACCGACUUCGUCCCCUUGUUCGCCAAGGCCAUGGAGAAGCUCAGCGUUCUCAAAGUUCUCACAGGGAAGGAAGGCGAGAUCAGGAAGACGUGCUCCGAGUUCAACACCGCUGCGCCCAGCGGCGGCGCGUCGGUGAUACGGGUCAGCUCCUUGAACCCCGAGGAACAGCUGCUGGGGGGACUGCCGCAGCCAGGGGGCAGGAAGGCGGGCGGUCCCGUGGAUCCGGCCGUCAGCGUGCCCCUGUCCCCCAGCGAGCUAGAAGCCAAGAGGCUGAAGAAUGAAGGCAAGAUCGCCAACACCAACGCCGAUGAGGCGGCCGCCAAGGUUUUGGGCGGAGUCGUCGUCAGCGACCGCGGCGUAAUCCAGCCGCCCAAGGUUGUGCCACUAAUCGGCGAGGAGAGCAAGAUGGCGGCUCCUGGCGACAAGAUCCAGGCGGGCGAUGAGCCGGGCAGCAAGUUGCCGGGGCCCGAGGGUGUUAAGCCGCCGGGACCCAAACUCCGCGGAGCCGCGCAGUAGAUGGCCGGCGGUGGGCCGGGGUAGCCGCUGGAUCACCUGCCAGGGCGCACGCCGCCCUUGUGGCAGUACGUAUACCGUAUACGUAUACCACCCAGAUUUUCUCACCCGCUAUAUAUCUACUAUUGUUUGUAGAAGGGACCGGACGAGCAACGUACGUACCGCAGCUGAUUGCUAUAGGUCUAAUCACCCAACCGUUGUGUCGAUUUUUUUUUUGACAGCGACCAAAGCCCCUGAUCGUUUUUCUUUCGACUUCAUUCAUUCAAGUCCUGGAGACAAAAGUUGUAUGUUGUUUUGGCAGCUUAGGGUGCCGACAAAGUGAAAUUGUACCAAUCUCUGCUAUCUGCAGAGCGAUAUGUUUUUCUUCUUCUUUUUUGCGAGUACAGUGUAAGUUUUUCGUGUUGCAA
Panicum virgatum (switchgrass) is the source of this 1862-nucleotide messenger RNA. Its product is annotated as peroxidase 44-like. Gene Ontology annotation, molecular function: heme binding; peroxidase activity. The record is from RefSeq and is a predicted model, not a curated record. The transcript has 2 exons. NCBI's taxonomy places the organism in Eukaryota, Viridiplantae, Streptophyta, Magnoliopsida, Poales, Poaceae. Gene Ontology annotation, biological process: response to oxidative stress; hydrogen peroxide catabolic process. Bases 112 to 1458 code for a protein of 448 amino acids.